Messenger RNA from Pochonia chlamydosporia 170, 480 nucleotides. RefSeq lists its product as hypothetical. NCBI's taxonomy places the organism in Eukaryota, Fungi, Ascomycota, Sordariomycetes, Hypocreales, Clavicipitaceae. The record is from RefSeq and is a predicted model, not a curated record. Bases 1 to 480 code for a protein of 159 amino acids. The transcript has 2 exons.
AUGGCCUCAUACACCACACAUUCUCUCGCCGCCGCCGCAACAGGCAUCGUCGGAUCAAUAUGGACAUCAGGCGCCAUCGCAUCCCUCAGCAUAAUCGGCGUCCCAGCAGCCAGAGACAUCCCUAGCUCCACGGCAGUCAUUUGGCGUGGCUUAUUCACACACGGAAUGAACGCCAUGCCCAAAAUCGCCGUAACCACUGCUCUCGCCUACAGCUACGCCGCGUAUAGCACUCGCGGGAGCGGCGCAUCAAAGACCUAUCUGGCUGCGGCUGGGCUUGUGGUUUCAAUCAUUCCGUUUACGAUAUUGUUCAUGACCCCGACGAAUGGGGCUUUAUUGGCGGCUGCGGAGGGGACUUCGUCGCUUGGUGUGAGUGAGGUUUCGGGGCUGGUGAGGAGAUGGGGGUUUUUGAACUUGGCUAGGAGUGUUUUGCCACUUACGGGGGGUUUGUUGGCUUUUUUUACGUUUUGUCGUGGGGGGUGA